Molecule: messenger RNA, 2087 nt
Organism: Rhincodon typus (whale shark)
Lineage: Eukaryota; Metazoa; Chordata; Chondrichthyes; Orectolobiformes; Rhincodontidae
Product: caspase recruitment domain-containing protein 9-like
Exons: 11
Coding region: 61-1593 (510 amino acids)
Biological process (GO): positive regulation of canonical NF-kappaB signal transduction; regulation of apoptotic process
Source: RefSeq, a predicted model, not a curated record
CUGGUGUAUCAGUGUGCUGCAUGUUUCUGGCAGACUUCGAGCGGAGGAAGUUGGGCUGUGAUGUCGGAUCAGAGUGAAGCUGAUGGGAAUGAGCUGUGGAAUAAUCUGGAGAAUUACCGAGCGAAGCUGACUGCUGUGAUUGAGCCAUCCAGGAUCACCCCGUACCUGCGCCAGUGCAAAGUGCUCAUUCACGAUGAUGAGGAGCAGAUCUUCAAUGACCCCAACCUGGUUACCCGGCGACGGAAAGUAGGGAUGCUGCUCGACCUUCUCCAGAGGACUGGCAGCAAAGGCCACAUUGCGUUUCUGGAGAGCCUGGAGCUGUACUACCCUGAGCUAUAUCUCCGCAUCACCGGCCAGGAGCCCACCCGCACUUUCUCUGUCAUCCUGGAUGCUGGUGGAGAGUCAAGCCUGACACAGUUACUGAUGGUGGAAGUCCAGAAGCAGCAACAAGCUGCAAUUCACAGUAACAAGCGACUUCAGGCGCUGACCAUUGAGCUGACUAAGAAAGAUGAUCACAUCAAACAGCUCCAGGUCAAAGUGAAUGAGUUGCAGAAACACCAGGAGCGAUUCUGGAAGAUGAGGGAAGAGCGGAACAAUUAUAGUGAGGAGCUGAAGAGCUGCAAGGAGGAGAAUUAUAAGUGGGCGAAGGACUUUGCGAUGCAGAGUGAGGAAAAGAAUGCAGCACUGAUGAGGAACCGAGACCUGCAGCUGGAGAUUGAGAGACUGAAGCACAGCCUGAUGCUUGCUGAGGAUGGGUAUAAGGUUGAACGUACACACACCAUGAAACUGAAAUUCGCCAUGGAGCAGAGACCGAAGCAAGAACUGAUCUGGGAACUUCAGCGUGAGAAUGAUCUACUCAAAGCAAAGCUGCAGGAGCUGGUCUAUCCCCUGCAGGUUGACAAAGUUGAUAAAAACAAGAUGUACAUUCAGAUCCUGGAAGAUGACCGAAGGACGGCGUUAGAGGAACAUCAAGACCUGGUCAACACUAUUUACAAUCUCCGCAAAGAGCUAAGGGCUGUGGAAGAAUUACGGGAUAAGUACCUAGAGGAGAAGGAGGUGUUUCAGCUGCGUUGUGUGACUCUACAGAAGGAUUCCCAGAUGUACAGAGAUCGCAUUGAAGCAACAUUGAAGCAAAUGCAGGAAGUGGCGAUAGAAAGAGAUCAGCCACAAGAUGUAGAUGAUCAGCUUCCCAGAGCUUCCCCGGAGGUGAGUCGCUCCCGGUUUGAAUUCACUAAGUGCCGCACGGAAACCUCCGGAACCUUCUGGAAAUGUUCUUAUUCUCUCUCCGUGGUUCCCGUUCCCAUCUGCCUGACCCUAAGCCUGGAGACCAGAUCCCCGAGCCAGGAAUCAAGGACAGUAACCAGGAAUCAGCCAAUCAGAGAUGGUCAGCACAACCCGAGGAACAGGAGGGAACCAGCUGUGAGCCUGGGGCCUCGAGCUCUCACCACACCGAGCUUAGCACCGAAGCGUGCUAUUCGGCUGAACAAACAGGAGAGACACCAGAGAAAGGAGAACUGGGAUAACGUAACGGGAAGUGAGAAUUCCGACACUGACUCCUCAGACAGAGAGCAGAGCAACGGGAUCAGGAGGUGAUCCAUCCUCUUUGUCGAAAUAUGCGAUUCAGUAAGAUACAGCCCAGGACCAGGCCCACCAGUGUCUGAGAGGGCAGGAGCCAGUACACAGAACCAGGCACAGAUUCCAGGAACAAGUCUCACAACAUUAAAGGUUCCAGCCUCACUCCACUGUGCUGAGGGAACGCCGCACUGUCGGAGGGUCAGUGCUGAGGGAGCGGGCACUGUCAGAGGGUCAGUGCUGAGGGAGCGCUGCACUGUCGGUGAGUCAGUGAUGAGGGAGUGGGCAUCGUCGGUGGGUCAGUGCUGAGGUAUUAUGGGGGUGUUGGUGGGCUGUGUUGGCAGGGGAAAGUGUGGAAGAGGGGGAUCUGCCUUGUUUCUCAAUAAUAUUAAUCACUUGGCUAAUGUGACCAACUGGUGAAUGAUUUGUUCAUGACUUCAUUGCUCUUUGCGGGCUCUUGCUAUGUAGUUUGGGACUGGGCUGUUUCUGAGUUGACAAUAAAAUCUGUAAUGAUU